Anthostomella pinea is the source of this 1116-nucleotide messenger RNA. NCBI's taxonomy places the organism in Eukaryota, Fungi, Ascomycota, Sordariomycetes, Xylariales, Xylariaceae. The record is from the annotation of a GenBank genome assembly.
AUGAGAUUCUCGACGGUACGGACGGCGGACGCCGCCCUGCUGCUCUCUAUACUACUGGCACCCCUGCCUGCCGCCGCCAUGUUUAGAUGCGACCAGAUCGUCGUGUCCAAAGGGCAACAGUUCAACCUAGAGAACCUGGGAGGACCUCACUCCGUCGUCACCACCCGUAUCAUAGGCGAUGUCGCCCACAACACAACCUACACUGUCGACAUUUGUCGGCCACUGAAGAAGAAAGGCGAUGUACACAAGGGGGAACAAUGCAAGAAUGGUUCUCGAAUCUGCGCUAUAAAACGCCUGAUUGGGCUGGGCGACAAGCCGACCGACACGUUUUCCGAGGCCAUCCCGGUCGCAGGCGAACUCCAGAACCAUGGUGGAGGCGCGCUGGACUCCGAGGUAGCGCUACUCAGUGAAAUCAACCCAGAGUCCGAAGAGCAAGGGCUGCGUGUCGUCAUGAAGGGCGGUUUCCACGAGCUCGAGGGCGGCGGAAAGCGGAAACAGCAGGCCAUUAUUAAGUUCCUUUGCGAUGAAUCCCGAAACGGCACCGAGGGCGAGUACGAUCCGGCGGACGACAAGUAUGAGCGCAGCGACGAUCCCCUGAUGGCGCGCAACAGUCCUUUAUCUUUCCGGGCUGCGGACGAAGGCGAAGGCGAAGGCGAUGGUGAAGGCGAAGGUGAUGGAGAUAACGACGACGACGACGACACGCCAUCCAAGGAGAUUCAGCUAGGAGUCGAGAAAGACCCCAGUCUCGUGUUCGGCAGCUACGGACCUAUGGAUGGCGACCUCAACACGGACGUACUACAUUUGACUUGGUCUUCCAAGUAUGUAUGCGACAGUAAGCCGGGUGAUGGGUCGGACGGCGGCGACGGCGAGGACAAGCGGGGCAGCGCACACUGGGGAUUCUUUACCUGGAUAGUCAUUCUUGUUUUCCUGGGCACUGCCACCUACCUUAUCUUUGGAUCCUGGCUCAACUACAACCGUUACGGAGCUAGAGGCUGGGACCUCCUACCCCACGGCGACACCAUUCGUGACAUUCCUUACUUGAUGAAAGAUUGGACAAGGCGUGUGCUAAACACAGUGCAAGGGAGUGGAAGCCGUGGAGGCUAUAGUGCCGUCUGA